AUGAAAAUUAUAUUUAUUCUCACGUUAACUGCGUACUUUAGUCAAGCUGAAGUUACAUUCAGAAGUUUCCAGGUACAACACAAAAAAAAAUAUUCAGCCUUAGAAUUGACACGUCGCGAGCAAAUAUUCAACCAAAAUUUGAUCAAAAUCCAAAAAAACAAUGAAAAAUACCGUAAAGGAUUGGUAUCCUACCAAAUGGGUAUCAACCAAUUUUCCGAUUUGACUGAAGAGGAAUUUUCUUCUAGAUUUAAAACAUUACCAUUGAACAAUACAAAGUUGAAAAAUGUUUUAACACAAGAUAGCAAUAAUUUCAAUAUUUCCGAUUUACCUGAAAGUAUUGAUUGGCGAGAAAAGGGGAUAGUAACCGAAGUUAAGGAUCAAGGACUCUGUGGUGCUUGCUGGGCAUUUAGUGCUACGGGUGCCCUAGAAGGUCAACUGGCCCUAAACUAUAAAACUUUAAUCCCCAUAAGUGAGCAGCAGCUCAUUGAUUGUGAUACUAAAGUGAACGUUGGCUGUGACGGCGGUUAUAUUCAAGAAGCUUUGCAAUUUGCUACGACUAAUGGCUUAACUACAGAAGAAAAUUAUCCCUAUAUACAGGCUCGGGGAUAUUGCCGAAAAUGGAAGAAAAAUGUCGUAAGAGGUGGUGGCUAUGUGAAUAUUCUGCCUUAUAAUGAGACCGAUCUGAAAUUGGCUGUAGGACUUAUGGGUCCAGUAUCAGUAGCCAUACACUCAGGCCCAUUUCAAUUUUACCAGUCCGGAAUCCAUUCAGGUGCUGCCUGUACCGAUAAUGUGGACCACGGUGUUCUUGUAGUCGGCUAUGGCAAAAAUACAUCAUCCCAAGAAGAAUAUUGGCUAUUGAAAAAUUCAUGGGGUACCUCAUGGGGUGAAAAUGGAUAUUUUAAAUUAGCCAUGAGCAAAAAUAAUACUGGUCUUUGUGGUAUUGCCAAACAGUCUUGUUAUCCGAUCAAUGUCACAAAUUGUGGUUACAGCCUUGUACAAAAUGUUUUAGUUUUAGGUUUAGUUUGUAUAAAAUUAUUUUUCUAG
Messenger RNA from Ceutorhynchus assimilis (cabbage seed weevil), 1044 nucleotides. NCBI's taxonomy places the organism in Eukaryota, Metazoa, Arthropoda, Insecta, Coleoptera, Curculionidae. The record is from the annotation of a GenBank genome assembly.